UUCUCGUAUGAAAACAACUUUAACCCGCAUGAAUACAAAGUCAAUGUUAAAAAAAUUAAAAGCUUAUCCUCAACCAAACCUUGUGUUUAUAUCCGCCCCCAUCAUACCCCAACAAGUUCAAUAAACUUUUUGCUUGAUCUGUAUCAAAAUACUGGGCUGUAAUAUAAACACCCAAAAAAACUGAUGAAAAAAAAGUGAACCUCUGUCUAUUGCAUCAACCACUUCUAAAUCUGUCCUCCAUUAAUAAAUCCAAUCCUGCAAAUUCCUCUUUUCAAAGGUAUCUGGCUCAAACCCUCAGCUCUAAGAGCAUAGUUUGCAACACCCAUCAUCUUCAUUUCCAUAUAAGUUAUAUAAGGAGGCAGUGAUGAGGGCUCAGAAGAAGACAAUCCAAGCUGUAGCAACAUGGGUAAGGAGACAACCACCAAAGGUGAAGGCGUUUCUAGCCGUGGUAUCAGGAAUGACUGCUCUUGUUUUCUUGAGAUUUAUCGUAAACGAUCACGAUAAUCUCUUUGUUGCAGCUGAGGCUGUUCAUGCUAUUGGCGUCUCAGUUCUUAUUUAUAAACUCAUGAAGGAGAAAACAUGUGCUGGACUUUCACUCAAAUCUCAGGAACUCACAGCAAUAUUUCUAGCUGUUAGACUGUAUUGCAGUUUUGUUAUGGAGUACGAUAUACACACGCUUCUAGAUACAACCACAUUGGGGACAACCCUGUGGGUUAUUUAUAUGAUCCGAUUUAAACUAAGAUCUAGUUAUAUGGAGGAUAAAGACAACUUUGCAAUCUAUUAUGUGUUGGUGCCGUGUGCCGUAUUAGCUCUAGCCAUUCACCCGUCGACAUCACAUAAUAUUUUGAACAGGAUCUUCUGGGCUCUAUGUGUAUACCUAGAAGCAGUUUCGGUGCUUCCCCAGUUAAGGGUGAUGCAGAACACAAAGAUUGUUGAACCAUUUACAGCUCAUUACGUGUUUGCCUUGGGCGUUGCAAGGUUCUUGAGCUGUGCCCAUUGGGUCCUCCAGGUCCUAGAUACUCGUGGACGCUUACUAACAGCUUUGGGUUAUGGGCUGUGGCCUUCUAUGGUUCUUUUGUCAGAGAUAGUCCAAACCUUCAUCCUGGCAGACUUCUGUUAUUAUUAUGUGAAGAGCAUUUUUGGCGGACAACUUGUUCUACGUCUCCCCUCCGGGGUAGUAUGAGAGUCUUAAGCGAGCUCUUCUCUUACACGGUGUGGCGCUAACUGUUCACAUCAAUAACUUAAGCUUAGAGAACGUGUUUUUUUUUUGUGUUAGUUCGCCGUUCCACUCUCUCUUUUCUGUAGUAGUCAAUGAUGACUCUGAAUUGUUGUAGCCCGGGUAACUGUAAAGAUAGAACUGCAAAUGUUCUCUUGGUGCUAAAAUAUAUUUUAAGGAAACCAUGAUUGUUCCAUGGCUACACUUUGUAACAGUGUAUGCAUCUCCGAUAUUAAUGCCAUAUUUGUUCUGGGGUUUAA
Molecule: messenger RNA, 1476 nt
Organism: Papaver somniferum (opium poppy)
Lineage: Eukaryota; Viridiplantae; Streptophyta; Magnoliopsida; Ranunculales; Papaveraceae
Product: putative ER lumen protein-retaining receptor C28H8.4
Exons: 6
Coding region: 365-1183 (272 amino acids)
Biological process (GO): protein retention in ER lumen
Cellular component (GO): membrane
Molecular function (GO): ER lumen protein retrieval receptor activity
Source: RefSeq, a predicted model, not a curated record